AUGAAUGUUUUUAGAUUAGCUGGUGAUUUAUGUCAUUUAUUUGCUAUUAUAAUUUUACUAUUCAAAAUAUGGAAAACAAAAUCAGUUUCUGGACUUUCAGGUAAAUCGUUAGUACUUUUUGCAUUGGUUUUCACAACAAGAUACUUGGAUCUUUUCACAACAUACAUUUCAUUGUAUAAUACAAUAAUGAAGAUUUUCUUUAUAAUUAGUUCUUAUGCCACUGUUGUGUUCUUUUAUCAUAUGUUUAAACAUACAGCAAACUCGGAACAAGACAAUUUCCGUGUUGAAAUUUUAAUUAUUCCAGCUGCAAUUUUAGCAUGUGUUAUUAAUGCUCAAUUUACACCAUUAGAGGUUCUCUGGACAUUCUCCAUUUAUCUUGAAGCUGUAGCUAUUUUACCACAAAUGUUUAUGUUACAACAGAGAGGAGAAGCUGAAACUAUCACAGCUCAUUAUCUAUUUUGCCUUGGUUUAUACAGAGGUCUUUAUAUUUUAAAUUGGGUCUACAGAUAUCAAACAGAACAAUUUUAUGAUCCAAUAGCUAUUGUUGCUGGUGUUGUUCAAACGGUCUUGUAUGCUGAUUUCUUUUAUAUUUACUUUAACAAAGUUAUAAAGGAAAAAGCUAAAAUGGCUUUACCAAUUUAA
Molecule: messenger RNA, 642 nt
Organism: Strongyloides ratti
Lineage: Eukaryota; Metazoa; Nematoda; Chromadorea; Rhabditida; Strongyloididae
Product: ER lumen protein-retaining receptor
Exons: 2
Coding region: 1-642 (213 amino acids)
Biological process (GO): protein retention in ER lumen
Cellular component (GO): membrane
Molecular function (GO): ER lumen protein retrieval receptor activity
Source: RefSeq, a predicted model, not a curated record